AUGUGGCCCUCACUGACUCGGCAAACUAUAUGUUCGAGGGGUUCCUCCCGAGCUUGGAAGCAGUUAGUUGGAGCUGUAUCGUCAUCACAACUGACAACUUCCCGAGCCCACGCCAUCCGUCCUCAACCUCAAACUCAAAACCCUUACUACUCGUUUAUCAAAACCAAAACAAGAGCAGCAAGCACUAGUCAACAACCUGCCAACAUGGGUAUCAAAACCGACAUUCACCUGUACACCACUGGUACGCCCAAUGGCAUCAAGGUGUCUAUCCUGCUUGAGGAGCUGGGCCUUGAGUACCAGGUGACCAAGAUCGACAUCAUGAAGAACGUGCAAAAGGAGCAAUGGUUUCUUGACAUCAACCCCAACGGUCGCAUCCCAGCAUUGACCGACACUUUUACCGAUGGCAAGACCAUCAACCUGUUUGAGAGCGCCUCCAUCAUGCAGUACCUCGUGGACCGUUAUGACACGGAGCACAAGGUGUCGUACCCCCACGGUUCCCGAGAGCACUACCAGGUCCAGAACUGGCUCUACUGGCAGAUGGGCGGCCUUGGUCCCAUGCAGGGUCAGGCGAACCACUUCAGCCGCUACGCUCCCGAGAAGAUUCAGUACGGCAUUGACAGGUACCAAAACGAGACCCGCCGUCUUUAUGGCGUCAUGGAGACGCAGCUCGCUAGCAACCCGUCCGGAUACCUCGUUGGUGACAAGGCAACCAUCGCCGACUUUGCCUGCUGGGGAUGGGUAGCUGGUUACUCAUGGUGUGGAAUUGACAUCGAGCCGUUCCCUCACUUGAAGGCAUGGCUCUUCAAACUGAAGGAGAGACCUGGUCUUGACAAGGGUCGCAACGUGCCUACUCCGCACACGGCUCUCGACCACGUUGGUAAGAGCCAGGAGGAGCUGGACAAGAUGGCUGAGGAGUCCAGGAAGUGGAUUCAGGCAGGAAUGGCCACUGAUGCGAAGAAAUAGGUUCGUCCGGUACACGCAGUAAAUACUGAAUGAUUAGGUACCUACCUACCUACCUUAGGUACCUAAGGCAGACAGACGAUUGAGAGUAAUCGAGGUCUGCCGGUAAUUUGCAAGUUUCUGUGGGACUCGGCAGAUAAGGAGCGUCAGUGCAACAUGAAAAGGUCUGGACCAAAUAUUGUAAUCUUUUACUUGGCGUUAUUGGAAGCUACUGCGAUCAACUUAGUGGAAUCGUUGAGAAUGUGUCGGUUUUCCUAUUUGCGGUUUGGUGAGGGCACCGCGUUGAAGAAUUUAGUUGCGAAUGAUUGUCACGAGCAAAAUCAUGUCCUGUGUUCUUAAUUUAGCAC
Pyricularia grisea is the source of this 1307-nucleotide messenger RNA. RefSeq lists its product as uncharacterized. Lineage: Eukaryota; Fungi; Ascomycota; Sordariomycetes; Magnaporthales; Pyriculariaceae. The record is from RefSeq and is a predicted model, not a curated record. The coding region runs from base 1 to 963 and encodes 320 amino acids. The transcript has 3 exons.